Solea solea (common sole) is the source of this 4793-nucleotide messenger RNA. It is a transcript of the gene sema6d, whose product is annotated as sema domain, transmembrane domain (TM), and cytoplasmic domain, (semaphorin) 6D, like. The coding region runs from base 290 to 3622 and encodes 1110 amino acids. Lineage: Eukaryota; Metazoa; Chordata; Actinopteri; Pleuronectiformes; Soleidae. The transcript is spliced from 20 exons. Gene Ontology annotation, molecular function: semaphorin receptor binding; chemorepellent activity. The record is from RefSeq and is a predicted model, not a curated record. Gene Ontology annotation, biological process: neural crest cell migration; semaphorin-plexin signaling pathway; axon guidance.
GACCAAGUGAGGAGAGAGAGGGAUGACGGAGGGGCGGGACUGGAACUGGAGCGCUGCUCAUUGGUAGGCUGCGGCUCGCUCUCUGGAUGGAUUGACUUAGCACGGGUCAAAUUACACCGUUCGCCGUGCAUUAGUUUGUUUUUCUCUCAGCGAGGAGAAGUUGAUUCACUACGACGCGCUCCAUACACUUUUUUUGGAUUACGGCAGCGAAGCGGGAUACAAAAUAACCGAUUCAGAUGAGGUAACAACUCCACCGGUGGGAAACAGGAAGUGUUGUCUGUGAGCAGCCAUGGGCCAGAGAGCUGUGCUUCUGCCGCUGCUGCUGCUGCUGCUGCUGACGACAGCCACGCGCACUCUCCUCGCAGUCAGCUUCCCCGAGGACACCGUACCCCUCGAUGUCAUCGACGCACACUUUUCGCGGCGAUACCCCGUGUUCAGAGGCCGGCCCUCUGGCAACGAGUCCCAGCAUCGCCUAGACUUCCAGCUGAUGACCAGGAUACAGGACACUUUGUUCAUCGCUGGCAGAGAUCAGGUGUACCUCGUCAGUCUGAGAGAGUCCUACAGGAAUGAGAUCAUUCCGUACCGGAAGCUAACAUGGCGAUCGGGCCAAGACGACAGACAGAUGUGUGCCGUCAAGGGAAAACACAGAGACGAGUGCCACAACUUCAUCAAAGUGCUGGUCCCACGAAACGACGACCUGGUGUUUAUCUGCGGCACCAACGGCUUCAACCCCAUGUGCAGAUACUACAGGCUGGAUAACCUCGAGUUGGACGGAGAGGAGAUCAAUGGACUGGCACGGUGCCCGUUUGACUCCAAGCAAACCAACGUUGCCCUCUUCGCUGAGGGGAAGCUGUAUUCCGCCACUGUCGCCGACUUCCAGGCCAGUGAUUCUGUCAUCUAUCGCAGUAUGGGUGACGGAUCGGCCUUGAGGACGAUCAAAUACGACUCCAAGUGGCUGAAAGAACCUCAUUUCCUGCAUGCGGCGGAGUACGGGAAUUAUGUGUACUUUUUCUUCCGGGAGAUAGCGGUGGAGCACAGCAACCUGGGCAAGGUCGUGUAUUCUCGUGUGGCCCGGAUCUGUAAGAACGACGUCGGCGGGUCCCAGCGAGUGCUCGAGAAGCACUGGACGUCCUUCGUGAAGGCGAGGCUGAACUGCUCCGUGCCGGGCGAGUCCUUCUUCUACUUCGACGUGCUGCAGUCCAUCACGGACAUCAUCGACAUCGACGGGGUUCCCUCGGUGGUGGGCGUGUUUACCACGCAGAUGAACAGUAUCCCGGGGUCAGCGGUGUGCGCCUUCUCCAUGGCAGACAUUGAGAAUGUAUUCUUGGGCCGCUUCAAAGAGCAGAAGACUCCCGAUUCGGUGUGGACACCGUAUCCAGAGGAGAAGCUGCCCAAACCUCGACCCGGGUCCUGUGCAGGUCAUGGUCCAGCUGCGCCCCAUAAGAGCUCCAUCGACUUCCCGGACAACACCCUGCAGUUUAUCAAGUCCCACCCCCUCAUGGACUUAGCCGUGCCUUCUAUCAGGGACGAACCCUGGUUCACCAAGACACGCGUCAGGUACAGACUGACGGCGCUGGCCGUGGACAAUGAAGCGGGACCCCACAAGAACUACACCGUGGUGUUCAUCGGGUCAGAGUCCGGCAUCGUCCUCAAGGUUCUGGCCAAGACCAAUUCUGCAUCCCUGAGCGAUAGCGUGCUCCUGGAGGAGAUCGACAUCUUCAACAGUGCAAAGUGCCUGUCCAGCCGCGAAGACGACAAGCGCGUGCUGUCGCUGCACGUGGACAAAGACACGCACAGCCUGUACGUGGCCUUUUCAAGCUGCGUCAUCCGCAUUCCCCUGAGUCGCUGCGAGCGCCAUUCCUCCUGCCACAAGUCCUGCGUUGCAUCAAGGGAUCCUUAUUGUGGUUGGAAACCCCAGGGAGCCUGUGAGAGAAUACAGCCUGGUGUUUUGACCGGAUAUGAGCAGGACACUGAAUUUGGAAACACCGCCCACCUGGGAGACUGUCACGCGUUUUUGGGCUCUACUUCAGCGCCAGAUUACAAAUCAUUUGGCGACCCUACCUCUGACAUGGAGUUUUCAUCAACGACAGUCACUGUCCCGCCCAGUGGGCCCAUACUCCCCCCACUGUUCAUUCCCACUCAAAUUCCCAGCUCUGGGCCCGGUCCAGAGCUCUACGGCUCAGGCUUUGUGCUGCAGGACGACCCAGCAACCUCCCAUUCUUUAGACUCUAUCCCAGGGGGCUCAGAGGGUGUGUGGGACAUCCAAGCAGGUGAGACCAACCAGAUGGUCCACAUGAACAUCCUCAUCACCUGCGUGUUUGCCGCCUUUCUCAUGGGUGCCCUCCUAGCCGGCCUGAUUGUUUUCUGCUACAGGGACUCGUUCCUCCGCAAACCGCGGCAUGUUCACAAGGAUGCCGAGUCCGCACCGUCCUGCUCUGACUCCACUGGAAGCUUUGUCAAGCUCAAUGGCCUCUUUGAUAGCCCCGUAAAGGAGUACCAAACCAACAUUGAUUCGCCCAAGCUAUACACCAAUCUGCUGAGCAAUGGGAAAGACCUGAAUACGCCCAAUGGUGAUACAAAGACCAUGAUCGUCCGGGAAGGUUGCCAGCCACCUGACCUCGCUGCCCUGCCUACUCCUGAGUCCACCCCCGUACUUCCACAGAAAGGGCUCCAGCCCAUCAAAAACCAGUGGGAGAGGGCUCACGGCAAGGCCAGUGGACCACAUAAGGAGUCCAACUCGUCAACGACAGCGAAGAGUCCACAAUUCCUUGCUACCUCUCCUGCUCCUACCAACCCCCAUCACCCUCACCUUGCCCUGGGACACUCCCACAUUCCGAGUGCAGUUGUCCUCCCAAAUGCCACACACGACCACACCAACCUUGAGAAUGGAGACGAUACACUGCCGCAUUCAUCCGAAAAGAAGUCCAAGAACCCGGAUCCCAGGGGAAGUAGGAAAGAGCAGAAGAGGUCUGUGGAUGCCAGAAAUACACUAAAUGACCUUUUAAAACACCUCAAUGACUCUGUGCCCAACCCCAAGGCCAUUCUUCAAGAGGGAUCAGGGCCCCGCCCAAGGCAACAUCUCACUCUUGAGCCCAUGGAAGCACUGACUGAGGUGCCCCCACUGGUGCCUAGCCGUGAGGCUUCUCUCUACUCUCCCUCUUCCUCCCUGCCAAGGCACAGCCCCACCAAGAGGGUCGACGUGCCCAUGUGCACCACUCCCACCUCACCGACAGGCAGCCUGAGCAUGGGGGGCACUCUAGAGAGACAAAGAGGGGGCUACCAACUGCAUCGGAGUGCAUCUCACCGGCAGUCCUUAUCCACCUCACCAAAUGGGGUGACCAUGGGGGUGUCUCUGACGCGCCAACACAGUAUGAACAGAGGUGGCUACAUGCCGCCAACCCCGCCCUCCAGACAUGACUCUCACGGUGGAGUGAUGGGGGCAGGAAUGCACUCCGCUCACACAUCGUCCCUAUCGCGACAGAGCAGCUACAGUGGGCACGGCUCACUCCCUCGCACAGGGCUCAAACGGACUCCCUCACUAAAGCCUGACGUGCCCCCCAAACCCAAUGCUUUCUCACCACAGACUCCACAGAUGCGAGUGGUCAAUAAGUUCAAUUACUAAACGAAGAGACCAUGGACACUCCUUAGCGAGCUCCUUGACUGUUGAGCUCGGAGUCCCGAGGACUUUAGGAGGGAGCUAUGGAUGGGGGUAGGGCCUAGUGUGUGUUUGUGUAUCAACUUGAGGUGUGUGUUUCCCCUUUAAAUGAUAUGCACAGUCACUCAUGUUAAAAAAGGAAAAAAAAAAAUCACACAUAUGGCCAAAGAUACUCCUUGGGGCUUUUUUUGCUCCCCUCAUCUCCAUCUCCCUCCGUCGUCACGGUAGCCACGAGAUAUGAACAUUGAAGCAGUGGCUAAUCUGCCACUCCAUGUUAUGUAUCUGGGCUUGGGCGUCGUAGCCUGUGUCCUAUGACGUAUGAGGCUCAGGACGCCGGCAGGGACCGCUGUAACGUCCGUGCAUGUGGCACUGGGGUCAAAAAAAUAGAGGAAUACUUGAAGUAUGGGUGUCAUUCAUCACUGCCCUUGAGCACUGUCUUCCCACUAAUGUGAACUUAACAUAGAGGAGAGGUAGGCCUUGCCUUUGUUAGUAAGGCGGCUGGGGGCAGAGGAGAGGGAAAAUCAAUGAUAAUGUGGUUCAUGUUGCUUAAGAUAGAUAUGACCACGAACGGCUGAGCCUGGCAGCAAGCGGACAGAGGGAAAGGGCAGAUGUGUGCGUUGGUAUGUGUGUGUGUGUGUGUGUGAGAGAAAAGGCAGCAAACAUUAAGCCUCCAGACUAUAUCCAUGCUACUACGUUUUUCAUUUAAAAAACAGAUAUAAACGGUCUGUUUUAAGCUCAGUUUCACAAUAGUGAAAAGCAGAACAAGGAUUUUUUUUCCCCCAUCGACAAUACGGUGAAGCCAAAACUGCGAGUAAGUGUUUUAGCCGAGCUUUUCACUCACAGCUGAUGAGUCAAGUCGCAGCUGAUAAGAACCAUUAAGGUUGUGAAUGCGAUUGACAGCUCAGCUUAUAGCAGUUUUCAAGCUAAAAUGUAGCCAGCAGUGUUUUUAAACCUUUAAAUCUCUUAAACACUGGAGUGGGUGUUGACAACAUGAGCAGAACUGAUGCGUUUUUGAACCAAAACAGGGUAGUAUGGACUCAAAAUGUUGCCUCAUGCCAGAAAAUGCACCUUAAGACAAAUCUAAGACCCAAGUCACUGUCUUUCAUUUCAACAAUAUCAUCUCUUUUUUUUUGGUAAC